AUGGCUACUCUUACCGCUGAGGCGCGCCUCGCCCUGAUCCGCGAGAACCUCGCCGAGCUUCUCAACCCCGAAAUCAUCGAGAAGAUCCUCACGGAGGGCGGCAAUCCCAAAAUCUACUGGGGCACUGCGACAACGGGUCGGCCACAUGCUGGAUACAUGGUCCCAGCCAUCAAGAUUGCCCAACUCCUCGCCGCUGGGUGCGAGGUCACGGUCCUCCUCGCCGAUAUUCACGGUUUCCUCGACAACCUCAAAGCCCCCAUUGAGCUAGUCGAAUCGCGCGCGCAAUUCUACCGGUUCUGCAUCACAGCCCUGCUUAAGGCCAUGGGCGUGUCGGUGGACAAGCUCAGGUUCGUGCUAGGGUCGAGCUACCAGAAGAGCGCGGAGUACGUCAUGGACCUGUACAAGAUCAGCUCGCUGAUCAGCGAGAACGACGCCAAGAGGGCCGGUGCUGAGAUUGUCAAGCAGAGUGACAAUGCGCCGCUGUCGGGGCUGCUGUACCCGGCGCUGCAGGUGUUGGACGAGCAGUACCUCGACGUGGACGCGCAGUUUGGAGGCAUGGACCAGAGGAAGCUGUUUGUCGCCGCGACCGAGUGGCUGCCCAAGCUCGGUUACAAGCAGCGCGCGCACCUGAUCAACCCCAUGGUCCCCGGGUUGCAGGGCAGCAAGAUGAGCUCCAGCGACGAGAACAGCAAGAUUGAUCUGCUCGACUCGCCCGAGACCAUCACCAAGAAGGUCAAGAAGGCGGUGGCGGCCCCCAAGGAGGUCGAGGGCAACGGCGUGCUGGCACUGAUUGAGUAUGUCAUCCUGCCGGCAGCCGAGCUGCGGGGCGGCAAGAGGCAGGUGGUGAUCGACCGGUCGAGAGAUGGGCUAGAGCCGUUGACGUACACCAACAUUAAGGAUAUCCAGGAUGACUACGCCAAGGAUAUUUUGACACCUCAGCUCAUCAAGCCCGUUGUCACCAACGGCCUCAUUGAGAUCAUGACGUCCAUCCAGGCGGACUACCAAGCUUCCAAAGAAUGGCAGGAGAUCACGCUUAAGGCCUACCCGCCUCCCGUGGCGGCGCCCAAAAAGGAGAAGAAGAAGAAGGGCAAGGGAUCGAUGCACCCGGGCAAGAAGCCCGAGGCGGCUGCCGAUGCGCCUGAGGAAUCACGGAAAGAUGGCGAGACAGAGAUACCUGUGCGAUGA
Emericellopsis cladophorae is the source of this 1185-nucleotide messenger RNA. RefSeq names its product tyrosyl-tRNA synthetase. The transcript has 3 exons. The record is from RefSeq and is a predicted model, not a curated record. Gene Ontology annotation, molecular function: tyrosine-tRNA ligase activity; ATP binding. Gene Ontology annotation, biological process: tyrosyl-tRNA aminoacylation. NCBI's taxonomy places the organism in Eukaryota, Fungi, Ascomycota, Sordariomycetes, Hypocreales, Bionectriaceae. Bases 1 to 1185 code for a protein of 394 amino acids.